CAAUUGUAUGGAGCGAAUGUGAAAAUUCAACGGAAAUGUCGUGAAUCGGUGGUGUACCUGUUGGAUGCUGUCCGUGAACGUUUGGUCAGCUUCUACAAAGAAACGCAUCUGAAGCCAAGUCGUAUCAUCGUCUAUCGAGACGGUGUUUCUGAGGGACAAUUCGCUGAGGUGCUUCGUGAAGAGAUGCAAGGUAUUCGUACCGCAUGCUUAAUGUUAUCCUCUGAUUAUCGCCCACCAAUCACCUAUAUUGUCGUACAAAAACGUCAUCAUGCACGUAUGUUCUGCAAAUAUACUCGAGACUCGGUUGGACGAGCUAAGAAUAUACCACCAGGCACUAUUGUCGAUACGGGUAUCGUUUCACCGGAAGGGUUCGACUUCUAUCUCUGUUCACAUUUCGGCAUUCAGGUAUGA
Messenger RNA from Anisakis simplex (herring worm), 411 nucleotides. Lineage: Eukaryota; Metazoa; Nematoda; Chromadorea; Rhabditida; Anisakidae. The record is from the annotation of a GenBank genome assembly.